Molecule: messenger RNA, 1044 nt
Organism: Misgurnus anguillicaudatus (oriental weatherfish)
Lineage: Eukaryota; Metazoa; Chordata; Actinopteri; Cypriniformes; Cobitidae
Source: RefSeq, a predicted model, not a curated record
UUCAGUGAUGUACUGUUUUCUACAUAUGGCUAAAAUCAAACUUUUAAGAUCCUAUAAUCUCCUAACCGGGUUUUACAGACAGGGUCACAUUUAUCAGAAAGAGGAUCUACUUUCUUGACCACUUGUUUUCCAGCCUGGAUAUUGCAAACAGCUCCCUACAGAGGUGGCGCUGAUGCUAAAAUUAAUAGAAGCUCCUGAAUGCCCUUAUGUCAUAAAAAUGUAUGACUGAUACGAGGAAUGCACCUGGGUCAUGCUUGUCCUCGAGUACCAAAGGGACUGGAAGGACUUGUAUUCUUAUAUCGAUAAGAAGGGAAUGAAGGAAGACAAAGCUCGCCACCUUAUGCUUCAAUUAGUAAGAGCAGUUCAACACUGCUUGAAGCAUGAGGUGCUUCACAAUGAUAUCCAUUCUCAAAACAUCAUGGUGGAUGAAAGUGGUUUGCACCUGAAGUUAACAAACUUUACGAUGGGUCGUCUAGUCAAAAGCACUGGCUACACAUCCAAACCACGUGAAGGAGCUAAAUGUUGCAUUCCACCUGAGGCCUUAACGCGGUUACAAUACUUGGCCAUGCCAGCAACCGUCUGGGCCUUAGGUGUGGUGUUCUAUGAGAUGGUGCACGGAUUUCCACCCUUGCAACGAUUAGGCGUAGUUAGGAUUACGGGACGCAAUUUAACCAUGAGUAAGUAAAAGACAAGAAGAUUGCAUUUUGUACAUUUUACUCAUUUGAUAUUUUAGACAUUUUUAUUUAAAGCAACUUACAGUGUAUUCAAGGUUUAUAUUUUUCAUCAGUAUGUCUGCUCCUCUCCCACAACCUUUUGUGCUGUUAACACAAUUCACUACAAACUGAGGAGCCUGAGGAACACUAUCUGAUACAAGAACUAGAUAGACAGAUAGAAAGACUUACCAGCUCUUUUCUAAAACUUACAGAUGUCCGUGAUCUCAUUCGACGGUACCUGUACAUGAAUCCAGAUCAACGACUAACAAUCGAUCAGAUUUUAGCACACGACUGGUUUAAGUGCAUCAUAACACAUGUUCCGGCGACCCCA